AUGGCGGGGGGUUAUUUUGACCUUCCGAUCUCCUCCCGCCGUUCGAACCCUGACGAUAAACCACUAUCAGGCUCGCGUUCCUCACUGCCCGGUUAUAGACCUGACAAGUCUCAGCGGAUCCCGAGUGGCGGUGCACAGGACAAGCAUCGGAAUGCAGGCAUUCCCAGCACGAAUCAGUUCAAAGUGGCCAGCGAAUCCGAGAGCAAACCCACAGCGAUCGACUCCCGACUUGACCGAAGGGGUUGUGAGCUGCCGCAAAGACAACUGCCCACGGCCAACAUUCCAGCUAUCCAAGAAAAAAACUGCCCAAGCCCCUCACUGGCUCCCUUAGGGGCCGAUGGCCUCACUAGCGCGUCAGUGGAUGUCACUGGCCUGACGAUCAGCACCAGGACUAGCUCAGGGACUGUAGGGGAGCUCCAUGAGCGUACGAAUGACAAGGGGGCUAUCUACUGUGCGCAUGAAAGGGCACAUCGACUCGCCUCCCUUCUCAGCCUUCAAAAAUCUCCGACGCCAAGUCGAUCUUUGUCUUCUAUCGCCUCCACUCCUACUGAGGCAGCAUAUGCGGAAGAUGGGGAUAAUUUUCCUAUAAUCUCUUUUCCUGAGAAACAACUCUUCGACGAUUUCAUACAUGACCAUGAAUCGGCCUUCCUAGACGGGCGAUCAACUCCGCGCAUCUCCAAAGCCCAUUGUAUUUUGCGCCAAAUGUCACCCCGAGACCUCGACUUCCUGACUCGCCUUCGUGCUCCGUCUGCAUCUGGUCAGGAUACCCCAAGCGAAGACAGAGACUCCGAGUCCUAUGACCGGCCGACUCAGUACCGCGGAGGCGUUCUUUCGUCACUGCUCAAACUCUACGACCAUUCACAUCAUAGUCAUGGCCAUGGUCAUAGCCGUGGUCGCUAUGGGCAGACACGCUCUCGACAGGGGAGCACGUCUGAAUGGAGUGGACGUGGCUUGUCCCCAGACUCUGUCUGGAAGCCACCCAAGAAGUGGUAUGAGAAGUCCUCUGCUCGGUCCAGCAUUUCCAUGGCUGGAUCCUCCCACCACUCUAGCUCGCCUUUUGCGAUGCUUACACGCUCCCGCAGUAGCGGUGCUGCAAUCCCGAGCUUAGGGGGUCGUUCCAGGCCUAAAUCUCACCUCGAAGACGAGAUCCAUAUCACGGUUCAUAUUGCUGAACUCCUGUCUCGGCAGCGAUAUCUGAUCCGUCUUUGUCGUGCUCUGAUGAAGUAUGGAGCCCCGACUCAUCGGUUAGAGGAAUACAUGCGAAUGACCGCCCGAGUCAUCCAGAUCGAUGGUCAAUUCUUGUACAUUCCUGGUUGUAUGAUCAUUUCCUUCGAUGAUGCUUCUACACACACAACUGAAGUCAAGGUUGUCCGGUCCAGUCAAGGAAUCGACUUGGGCAAACUAGCUGAUGUCCAUGAGAUCUACAAAGAAGUCAUUCACGAUGUCAUUGGGGUCGAGGAGGCAAUCCAACGGCUGGACGAGGUGAUGAAAAAGCCGAGCAAGUUCCACAUCCUCUUCCUGAUCUUCGCCCACGGCUGUGCCAGUGCAUCAGUUGGGCCAUUCGCCUUCAACGCCCGACCAAUCGAUAUUCCUGUCGCUUUCCUGCUGGGCUGUCUCCUUGGAAUACUACAAUUGAUCCUCUCGCCAAAAUCGAGCUUAUACUCCAAUGUGUUCGAAAUAUCAGCUGCAGUACUGACUUCUUUCCUCGCCCGUGCCUUUGGAAGUAUCAGGUUCCAGGGUGAACCUCUCUUCUGCUUCUCGGCUCUAGCACAGUCAGCCAUUGCCCUCAUCCUACCAGGAUACACGGUCCUUUGUGCAAGUCUCGAGCUCCAAUCACGAAGUAUCAUCGCUGGAUCCGUCCGCAUGGUCUAUGCCAUCAUAUACUCUCUGUUCCUCGGGUUCGGAAUCACAAUUGGCACAGCCGUGUACGGACUACUUGACUCGCAAGCCUCAACUGCAUACACAUGUCCUGCCAGUCCCAUUCGCAAUGAGUACCUUCAGCGGUUCCCAUUCGUGAUUAUCUUCACUGUUUGUUUGGCAAUUGUCAACCGUGCCAAGUGGCGACAAAUUCCUAUCAUGAUGGUCAUCUCGUUGGCAGGCUACGUGGUCAAUUAUUUCAGUGCUAAGCGCUUUUACUCCAAUACUCAGGUCUCCAAUGCCCUCGGUGCCUUUGUCAUUGGCGUAAUGGGGAAUUUCUACAGUCGGCUACGACACGGCCUCGCCGCUGCAGCCAUGCUGCCAGCCAUCUUCGUUCUCGUUCCCUCUGGUCUUGCGGCUAGUGGCUCGCUGAUAUCGGGAAUUACCUCUGCAGAAGAGAUGACCCGGUCUCCCUACGCGGUCGUCAACAAUGGAACGCAGGGGUUCGUCGACGCAGCAAAGAACCUCUCAUCUGAUCAGGCGAAGAACCAGAGCUAUGGCGUCGUCUUCGAUAUCGGAUAUGGUAUGGUGCAAGUUGCUAUUGGCACGACUGUCGGUCUGUUCCUCGCUGCUUUGGUUGUCUAUCCACUAGGCAAGAAGCGAAGUGGACUGUUCAGUUUCUGA
This is a messenger RNA of Penicillium antarcticum, 2541 nucleotides long. RefSeq names its product threonine/serine exporter family protein. NCBI's taxonomy places the organism in Eukaryota, Fungi, Ascomycota, Eurotiomycetes, Eurotiales, Aspergillaceae. Gene Ontology annotation, molecular function: transmembrane transporter activity. The coding region runs from base 1 to 2541 and encodes 846 amino acids. The record is from RefSeq and is a predicted model, not a curated record. The transcript has a single exon. Gene Ontology annotation, biological process: transmembrane transport.